Molecule: messenger RNA, 678 nt
Organism: Thyridium curvatum
Lineage: Eukaryota; Fungi; Ascomycota; Sordariomycetes; Thyridiales; Thyridiaceae
Exons: 5
Coding region: 1-678 (225 amino acids)
Biological process (GO): glutathione metabolic process
Cellular component (GO): peroxisome; mitochondrion
Molecular function (GO): glutathione transferase activity; glutathione peroxidase activity
Source: RefSeq, a predicted model, not a curated record
AUGGGCCAGAAGAAGAUCGAGGCGUACAUCGAUUGCGUCUCCCCUUAUAGUUUCUAUGCUUUCGUCUAUCUCCAGCGCAACAAGCAAGCAUUGCAAAGCCUAGGAGUAGAAGUUGAAUUCAUUCCUGUCUUCCUCGGAGGAAUCAACGUUGGCACCGGAAACAAACCACCAUGGACCCUUCCAGCAAAAGCCGCCUACGCGCCAUAUGACACACGUCGUGCUCAAAAGUACUUCGGGGUAAAGUUCGACGUACCGGAGUUCUUCCCAAUUCUUUCCCUUUUGCCACAACGUUGCCUUACUUUUGUCAAGAAGGAAUACCCGGAGAAGUUUGAGGCACUUUACGAGGCAUUCCUCCAGACUCUGUGGCUAGAGUCCAAGGAUAUAUCCAAGCCGGAGCAGCUCAGAAUAGCUGCUCUCAAGGUCUUCAAUGAAGAGCAAGUCGAUGUCAUCAUGAAGGCUGCAGGUAAUCCCGAGGUCAAGAAGAUGCUAGAGGAGGCCACGCAGCACGCAAUGAAGGAUCUUGGUGCCUUUGGCUGCCCUUGGUUCUGGGUCCAUGAUGGGAACGGCAACGAGGAGCCAUUCUUCGGGAGCGACAGGUUUCACUUUAUGUGGGAGUAUUUGGGGCUUCCCCAUAGGGACCUGGAGCUCCAGACUCCCAAGCCGACUGGAAAGCUGUAA